Rotaria sp. Silwood2 is the source of this 753-nucleotide messenger RNA. The record is from the annotation of a GenBank genome assembly. Lineage: Eukaryota; Metazoa; Rotifera; Eurotatoria; Philodinida; Philodinidae.
AUGUUUGGUAAUCCACACGCUACUGAUGCGGAGAACGUUCUUGAGAAAUUUUUAGAAGUACCAUAUGAUGAUGAAAAUAUUCCUGAAAAGAUUGGUUCUUGUGAUUUCGAGGUGGAGGACAAUUCAAUUGAUCCUUUAGAUGAAGUAGAUGAGAAUAUAAAUGAUAGUAAAGCAAUUAUUCAUGAAUCACCCUUUAAUAUUGAAGCUAUUCGUCGAUUUCCUGAGCUCUCUGAGUUGUUGGAUUCCAGAAGAACAUAUGAAAAUGUGACGAAUCCGCUUUUUUGUCGUCGAAUUAUUUUGGUCUUUUAUAAGUGGUUUGCUUAUUUACCCUUAUGGACAUAUUUGCUUACCGAAUUUGAGGAACGAUAUUCGAAUGAUCAAAAAUCAGUUGAUAUUCGUCAAUAUGAACAAGGUCGUCUAUCAAACGCUCAAAUAGAAUCAUAUUUUGGUGUCCUAAAAGAUUCUACACUUGAAAAAAGGACAAACCUGCGGCCAGCAAAGGUGAUCGUAUCACUUUAUCGAAGUGUUCAGGUUCAACUGAAAGCAGAUAAAUUCAGAGUUUGAACUGAAGAGAGUAUGCGUUUACAACUAUCUGGAUUACCUAAAGCUUUUGAAACACCUGAUUCAUCACUUGUACCUCGACUUCGUCAAAUCGUCGAGAUCCAACAAUGUCCUCUUACAUGGCCCACUUUUGGCAUCAAGAAAACAAUAUUCGAAGGUAUAACUUCAUUGUUGCUGUCUGUUAACCGCUAA